Juglans microcarpa x Juglans regia is the source of this 1516-nucleotide messenger RNA. RefSeq names its product chitinase domain-containing protein 1. Gene Ontology annotation, molecular function: chitin binding; oligosaccharide binding. Gene Ontology annotation, biological process: carbohydrate metabolic process. The transcript is spliced from 8 exons. NCBI's taxonomy places the organism in Eukaryota, Viridiplantae, Streptophyta, Magnoliopsida, Fagales, Juglandaceae. The coding region runs from base 117 to 1418 and encodes 433 amino acids. The record is from RefSeq and is a predicted model, not a curated record. Gene Ontology annotation, cellular component: extracellular region.
UUAAUCGGUUUCAAUCGAAUCAAGCAACAGGCCCGCCAUUUCGCUCUGUUACGCUAGAAUUGCAGCCGAAGAAGCUAAAAUUUUCUGUCUCGACGGUGCCUCGGCGGAGACAGCAAAUGGCGAAGAAGCGAGAUCGCCGACUCGCACCCGGUUCGAAUCGUAGUAAGGAAAUUGUCGAACCGUCCACAGAGCAAGACCAACUCGACAACUCGUCAUCGGAUCGUAGGCUCAUCAUCAUUUUCGUCAUCUUCUUCAUCGUAUCUCCCGCUAUUUCCGUCCUCGUGUACCGUAUAAUAUACUCUCCGCGUCCAAUUCCUAUGGACUCGUUCGUUUUUCAAGGAGGCCCCGUUAAAGCCGACGUCAACUACCAAGAGAUCCUCACUGAGAAUUCUAAGGCCUCAGAAAAUACGUCACGCCGGCAUUUUACAAAUCCUACACUGGCCUACAUUACUCCAUGGAACUCUAAGGGCUAUGAAUUAGCAAAAAGGUUUAAUUCCAAGUUUACUCAUUUAUCACCUGUAUGGUACGAUCUAAAGAGCCAAGGGACCAGUUUAAUUCUUGAGGGGAGACAUAAUGCUGAUAUAGGAUGGAUCUCGGAGCUUAGAAGGUCUGGAGAUGCUUUGGUACUGCCCAGAGUUGUUUUGGAAGCAUUUCCUGCAGAGUUCCUUACAAAGAAAAAGCAAAGGAAUAAAGCUAUCAACCUUAUAGUAACAGAGUGCAAGGAUAUGGGAUAUGAUGGUAUUGUGCUAGAAUCUUGGUCAAGGUGGGCAGCUUAUGGUAUUUUACAUGAUCCAACCAUGCGGAAUUUGGCACUGCAAUUUAUAAAACAGCUUGGACAUGCACUGCAUUCUGAGAGUUCAGCAAAGAAUGACAAACAAUGGUUGCAGUUGGUUUACGUUAUAGGUCCGCCACAUUCAGAGAAGCUCCAAAAGCAUGAUUUUGGACUAGAAGAUCUUCAGAGCUUGAGCAAUGCAGUGGAUGGGUUCUCACUAAUGACCUAUGACUUCUCAAGUCCUCAAAAACCAGGUCCAAAUGCACCUCUAAAGUGGAUUCGUUUCACCCUGCAGCUGCUCCUUGGCACCACUGGCAAUAGCGCUCAGAGCUUGGCUCACAAAAUAUUUCUUGGCAUCAAUUUCUACGGAAAUGAUUUUGUUGUAGCAGGAGGUAUGGGUGGUCGAGCUAUAAUUGGAAGGGAUUACCUUUCAUUAUUGGAAAAGCACAAGCCUGUUUUGCAGUGGGAAAAGAACAGUGCGGAGCAUUUGUUCUUUUACUCCGAUGAUAACAACAUCAAGCAUGCAGUUUUUUAUCCGUCAUUGUUGUCAAUUUCCAUGCGGCUCAGAGAAGCUCGAGCAUGGGGAUGUGGCAUCUCAGUCUGGGAGAUUGGUCAAGGUCUGGAUUACUUUUAUGACCUUCUGUAGACAGUUGCAUUUGCACUCUGUCAGUGUAAAGUGGAGACGCUUCUCGUACUUUGAAUUCUAAAAGUUUUGUCACGGUAAAAUUAAUUCAAAGAGUUGUU